ACUAUUUCCAUUGUAGUUGACUAAUCGCAAGAAUGGGUUCACUGAUUCAUAAAAUACCUAUGUUUGUACACUUUUAUAUCGAAAGUAAAGUGACGGUGAAAUAAGAAUACCAAUAAAAUAUUUGAAAUUUAUGUGCUGUAAAAAAUUCGUUACACUGGAAUGAUUUUUCAAUAGGAGAGUGUUAAGUGACAUUAUGAACCGCAAUACUUUGGAUUAAAUUUAUUUUAAACCUUGAUAUAAAGUAAAAUAAAUGUUGCGAAUGAAGUGUGUAGUGAUUAUAAAUAAAUAUAUGUAUUGUGUGGCGGUUUAAAGUACACUAAAUACAAUAUUCACCUUUUUGUCAGACUUUCGAAUAAAGGUGUGUAAUAUAUGUUUUGUCAACGAGAGGCAAUGACUGUGUUGUGUUUGAUUGAUAAGCGACUUUCAUUUUCGGCGGGACUUACUUACUAAUGACAGUACACUGCGGCAAUCUAGCCGUGCGUAAUAAACUGCUUCACAAUUGGAUAAGCAAACCACAUGAGCUGGGGAUUUUGAAUUUGAAAUUUGAAUUUUGUUGUCACAUGAUAUCUUUAUUGAAUGAAGUUAAACAUUUCGGUUAUUGGAAGGAUGAGUUUUAUUAAUGUUUUUUUUUAGGACACAAGUAAUUUUUUUAAAGUGAAAAUAAGUAUGUUGUUGAUGGGAUAUUAUAAUCACAAGGCGUGACAAACAAGAUCGAGAUAAGUAAGCUGUGAAUUACAUAUUUUGCUGACUGGUUUUGCUUUAUGAAUUUUAAAUAAGUAUCGAGAUGAUUAGGAUGAAUAUAUGUGGGUGAGAAUUUGAAUUGUGGGUGAAAUCAAGCAAAUAUUCUAUAUACAUGAGGAACUGUUAGACUGAGAAAUCAUAUUUUAUACACAAAACAUGGUCUAAACGACCUGAGAUUAACUUUGUUUAGAAAAGGUUGAUUAUUAUUUCACAUUUUGAAAAUUACGUGACCUUGAUACAAAGUGCACUGUGUUUUACAACAUGUAACAUUAAUGACAUUGUUGGAUUUGAAAUGAAAAGUAAGAAUUAACAAAUAAUUUUCGUAAAGUUGUUUGAUGACAGUGGAGGGAAAGCAAAGAAAAAGUGGUUGACUGAAGAAUAAAAAAACAGCAAGUGACAUUUUGUAAAAAAGAUAAAAGAUAUUUCAUUCAGGAACAAAAAACAACGAAACUAAUUGAAAAUGAAUUUAACAACUUCAAGUUACUCAAACAUGCUGGGAGGUAUGUGGGGGCCAGAAGGAAGCGAAAUUAACGAAAGGUUAAAAAGACUUGAGCAGUUACAACAAAUGCGGAAAGAACGAGAAGCAAAACUUAGAAAUGACUUUAAAAGUGCCGAGACAGGUGUCAAUAUUGUAAGGACUGAAAGGAUAAAAUCAUCUGAUAUUGAUUCAGAAAACCCAUCAGGAUAUAGAUUUCGUAGAACAAUGUCAAUGCGUGAAAAUGAAACUGAUAGAUACGGUGGUGCAAGACCUAAAAUGGGCAGCUUUAGCUUGUUUGGACAGGACGAUAAUCAAGAGACUGAUGGUAAUCCAAAAACCAUAUUUAGUGGGAUUGUUUCAUCAGUGUUAGGUACCAGAAAACCUCUUAGAGCAGACUAUUCAAGCAGGAGCAGGCUUGGUAGCGGGGAUUCAGACUCUUCAGACACAACUUCAACUUCAUCGUACAGAUAUGACUUUUCUCGACCAAACGUUACUGAAAAUUCUUAUAGUAGCUCUUACUCCAGGCCAGAAGAAAGCAAAGACAGAAACAUUUUUUCAGGAAUUACAAAAAAAGGCAUGAAUAGGCCUGGCUAUGAAAGUAGUUCAUACAGCAGGAGAAUGAAUACUGAGAUACCAAGAGUGAAUGAUGAACAAAAUAGCUAUGAUGGUGAUGAAUAUAGUAAUGAGCAAACAUCUAAUGAGAAUGAAGAUGUUAACACUGAACAUUUUGAAAGUCAUGAGAUAGAGGACCAUGAUGAAGAACCUAAAUAUUUCAUAGAGAGGCUGAAAAAUGGAAAUGGUAAUUCCCAAAGUGAAACAAAUGGAUAUGGACAUUCUAUACCAGCAGUUCCCCCUUACAAUGGUGAUGAUUCAGAAGUUGAAACUUCUGAGGUUUAUUAUGAAGAUCUUCACAACUCAUGUAUACAGCCAGAAGAUGACAUUUUGUCUGUCGCCCAAGAAAUAAGUACUACUUUUGGAAACCUUAAGAGUCCAACUUACUUGACACCUAAAAACAGUAGUCAGAAAAGUUAUUCCAGUAAAAGGUUCAGUGAUGAAAAAAUGAAUUCAAAUGGUGGUGUAGAGGAUCCGGAUGUUUCUGUGACAUAUGUUUUACAAGAAGCUGAUUAUGACAGUGAGGGAGAUGAGGAAGGGAAAACAUUACCUGUGAGAGAAAGUAUGUACAUUGCUAGUACCACUGAAUGGAAUGCCUUAGAUCAGACACAAGGAAAGCUUGACGAAAUGCAUGAAUUCUUUACCGGAGAGGCCCCAAAUGAAGAUCCAAACAUUUCAAGAGAGCUUGAUGGGGGUAAAGUGAAAGCUGAACUUGAGAAAAGCUUCUCAACACCAAAGACUAGUACUAAAGUUAAUGGAAAUAAAACCCCAACCAGUGUGAAAAAGAGUGCAAAGAAAGGAAGUGCUGUGAAAAGAAGUAAGUCCCCAUUAGAUAAAUUGAAAAGUUCAGAAAGUGAAAAUGAUUCAGUUGCUACAUCUGAAAGCGAAAAUGAUGUUCAAAAGAAAAGACCCACCACUCCAAGUAAAAACGGGACUCCAAAGAGUGCAAAGAAAGCUGAAAACAAACAUGGAAUGAGUCUUACUGAUAAGCUUGCUAAGCUUGAGUCACUUACACAAGAAAAAAAGAGGAAACAUUCCUUUAGUGAAACUGAAGGAAAAAAGAACAUUCCCAGUUAUAUGACUGCAACAAGUUCCAGCCAGAAGAAAAGAGCUAAAGAAAGAGAGUCUUCACCAAGAAAUUUAAAGAAAGAUGUGAGAGAGCUUAAACAAUUUGUGCAUGAGCAUGCUUCAGAACCAAAUACUCCAGUUACUUCACCUACAAAACAUUUUUCUGAAGAAUUUACAUACAAAGAAAGGAAGGAUACUAGAGAAAUGAGUGUUCAAACUGAAUUUGUCAUUGACUUUCCUGAUAUUGUCUAUGUUUGCAAACAUUGUGGAAAAUCAAGCCAGGAAGAAGCACAAUCCCCAUUAACUAAGGAAAAUCUGAGUAAAGCCUAUGGACAAAAAGCAAAGAGAGAAAGUCCAGACAGUGAAAAAGCAAAAACUGUUGAUAACAAAAUCAGUUCAAAGGAUUCUGUCAAAUCAUUUGGAGAAACAAGUACAAAGUCUGAAAAGAUCUAUAGGUAUAAACCUAAGGCAACAGGCGGUGCACAAAGCUACAUGAAAGGUACAACCAGUAGUAGAUUGAGAAACAAUGCUAAUAACUUAUCAAAUUCAGAUGGAAAAGCUAGAAAAGGGUCUGCACCUGAAUUAGUUCACUUGGCUGAACUAGAGUCUGCUAAAAGUACUUCAAGUUUGAAAGGUAUUGUCUCGCAGAAAGCAAAAGCUAUUGAAAGUUCAACAAAAAGAGAAAAGAACAAACCAACAUUAUCCUUGUUUAGAGGCAGCAGCGUAGAGAGAAAUAAAUCAGACACAGCAAAUAAAAAAUCACAGCUAGCAAAGAGUAAAAGUGUUGACCAGGUCAAUGUUUUGAGGCAAGAAUUGCUGACACCAAGUAAUGAUACAAAAACAGAAAAACAAACCACUGAAAGUAAAGUUAUCCAAAAUAAGACUUCACCAGAAAAUAAUGCACCCCCAAAUCCAGUCACUUCACCAACAAAAAAGAAAGCCCCUACUCCACCUAAAGUUGCACCUAAGCCAACUGUUGUUGAAAAGCUAGAUUUGUCUUCUCUUGAUUCCCCAAAGUCACCAAUAUCAUCCAGAUCACCUCGAGCAUAUAAAAGGCCACCCCUUGCAUCUCCUAGAGUUCAAGAUACAGAAAUUAGUCCAAGAAGUGAAUCAUCUGAAGUAGCUGAUGAUGGCAGGGCAAGUGUAGAGUCCAAAGGACAAUUUACAACUCUUGAUGAUAAUCCAUUUAUAAAGAAUGAUUCUGGUAGAAGAAAUAGCUUGAAAGGUCAUGAUAAAAAUGAGUCGGUUUGGGAAAAGGCAGAGAGUAGAUCAAGGGACUCUUCAUUAAAGAGAUCAAAUUCUACAUCAGAUCGUGAAAGACCAAGUUCAGCUUCAUCCUUAAAGCGUCACAACACAAGUGCUGGAGAAAAGUCAAGUGUCUCUGAGUUAACCUGGUCAGACUCAGGGUCAACAGGAAGCUUGAGAGGUUCUAAAUCAAGCCUUCAUGGGUCAAACUCAAGUCUGAAUAAAGAUAGCGGUUCAGCUUUCUACAGACCAAGAACUGUUAGUCAGUCGUCAAUCACCAGUCAAACCAGUCAGAAUGCCAUGUUAAAUUUGCUUUCGCCAAUUGGUACAACACGUCAUCCUGUCUCCGGAGCAAUGGAGACAGACGUCGAUGCUGCAUACAAUGAUCAAAGUAAAGACUUACAAAAAACUGUUGAUCAUGAUGAAGAGACGGUAAAUAGAGCUCACCUGGACUUUGCAAAGAAAGCUUGUGAUACAAUGUUAGAAUUUGAAUUGAAAAAACGAGACUCGAGCAAUGAAAGUGAUAAAGGGAAGAAUAAAACUGAAGAUAAUAAAGAAAAUAACAAUAUUAAUAAAGAAAAUAACAAUAAUAUUAAGAACUUGAAUAAAGAAGACACAAGUGGUCUGCAUAAUGGAGUGGCGCCUGCUAAAAAAGAAAAACCAAAGAAAGGAUUCCGAAAACUUUUUAAGAAAUAAACACUAUUAAAUAAUCAAGCAGAUAAGCUAUGACUUUGAAAUGUUUUAAAGCAGUUUUCUUAUUAUUUGCUUUCUUCAUUUCAUGUUAUUAAGAUGUUAAUUAAAAAUAAUUAUGGUCUGUAAAGAUCCUUAUAAGAAUAUCAUCAUAAAUACAUUUAAAAAUGACUUUUUAGAAAAAUUAAGAAGACUAAAAUUGUGUUUUUAUAAGAAAAUUACAUGUAGAUAUUAUGACUGCAAUUUUUAUUGUAAUUUAUUUUUUCAGUAUAUUUGCACAUGUAACAUUUUUGUACAAAUACAAGUUUUAUAUAAAGUGUUAGAGGCUAUGCUUCAUUUGAUAUGAUAAAAAUACCAGUGUGAUUGACAAAUUGUGAUACCUGUACCUGAUCUUAAAGUUGUUGUUGUUGUUGUUCAUGUUAAGUGUAAAUUAUCUAAUUAGUUAAAUGUUCUUUGAUGUCUUUGAUGUUAUAUGUGAGGGAAGGAAUGGGUGGUUUUAUAAAUUGAAUGUUGGCUUUGAUUCACUGCUUUGACAAUUUAAUGGUUUUAUGUUGAUUUUUUAAGUAAAUUGUUUUAUAGUUUAUUUAUUUUAUGAGAUUUAAGCUUGAAAUGGGUAUAUCUUUUUAAAGUUUACUUUAUGAAUGUUGUGCACCCUACUUGCCCUAUGUUGAAUUGGGAACUGCAUCUGUUGUUAUUUUUAUUUAUGAUUAAUUUAUAAAUGAGUAUCAAAAGGUUGAAAAUUAUAAAGCCUAAGGUCAGCUCUUCAAAGAUAUGCAGGCCAGCUGGCAGCAGGCACAUCUUUGUUUGCUGCUAUUUUUCCACUCUAGUGUCAUUUAUUAAAUUUUUUUUAACUGUUUAACAGUGUUAUAUAUACCUGUACUUUCCUGAAAUAUAUAUUUGUUCUUUAACUUAAGUAACUUUGCAGGAUUGCAUUAUGAAGGAAUGGUUUUGAAGAAAUUGCAUAAAUUUCAUAUUGUUUUAAAAGCUUGCUUGUUUUAUAUAAUUAUGAUAUAUUGUAUAUAUAUACUGUUUGAGUGAUAAUCCACUAUUACAAGUAUUUCAUGACCAAUUUUCCUCACAAAGUCUCCUUUAUGAUUUGUGGACAUAAAAAAAAUGAAGAAAAAAAAGUUGUGAUUUAAAUGUCUCUGUUUCAAAUGAAGUAUAAGAAUGUAUGAAGUGAAGGCUUAUUCUUGGUUGUUGAUGUGUAAUUAAUUUGAUUCAAUUCUAUGCAAAUCUCCUGCUGAAAUGACAUAAUAAAUGCUUACAUUGUUGGAUUUUAUUGCAUGAAACUAUGUUGGUUUGAAAUAUAGAAUGUAUAUUGCCAUAAAAGGACAUGUGAUUAAAGGGUGUAAAGCUAUAAACUAGCUAAAUUUACUAUAUAUUAAUUAUAAAAAACUGUACAAUAACAAAUUGUUUCUGUAUACAUAUGAUUGUUUCUCAAAAGAGUUUUAGAGGCAUAUUACUAUAGUUACAUAUUGAUAAUUAUAGCAGAAUGAAAACUUUAAAAUAGAAUUUAUUUUGAUCUUUAUAUUAUCUUAGAAUUAUGAAAACACAAAAUAUUUACCGUAUUAGACCUACUUCGUUUUAGAGUCAUCUGCCGUUCAUUUUGAAAAUUUUGCUUAUUUCAAGGGCAGAUAAUUCCCGUACAAGGUUAGCAAGGUCAUAAGAAACUUCAUGAUGCAAAUUUUAUUAUUAUUUAACCAAUUACUGACAGCCUUAUUACAGCGAGUUACAAUAUAUACAGUAUAUUAAAUUUGUUUCCGUCAUUAAGUUUAAGAACUCUAAUUUAAAUAUGUAAUGAAUAUGUUUAGAAUGUGAACAUUGUUUAAGCCCUAUUAGGCCUCGGAAAUGCUUUUUUCUCUCAAAAGCUUUUUAUUUAUGGUGUAUUUUUAUAGUUUUUUAAGUUAUUCUUUGGCCAAUUACUUGAAGCAUCUUUUUAUUCUGUUGCUAUUUUGGCAUCUAGUACAAUUAUAGUGAUACAGUAUGUCUGUAUGAAGGCAAAAUACUGCUUUGUUUAUAUUCCGCUACUUUAAUGACAAGUCAUUUCACAUUAAUCAUGUUCCAGCCUACUCACGACCAUGUUUCUUCAUAUGACACCAGUACAGGUUGGUUCCAGGAAGCGGACUCGAAAGUGAUUAAUAUAAGUUCCAAGAACUUGUUUCGCAAUAUGUUGAAACCAAUGAAUCACUACUUUCUUCAGACAGGUUAACAGCAUCUUAAAUGCUCUUAAACCAUUACUAAUAUAUAUUAUGAAAUUCAUGUAAUUGUUUUUGAGUGAGGCAUGAUGGGAAUUAAGAAAUUAAAUGCAAUAUUGUUUUUUCUCAGUGAAACAAAAUUAAUAAGAAGCUUUAAAACCUUCACUUGUAGAAAUCUCUAAAAUUUGGCUAAUGUAAUAAAUAGUUAAGUCCCUAAUAAGAAAAAAAUUAAUCAAUUUAAACAGCUCGGAUGAGCAACGUAGGAUUGUCUGUAGCUGUUUAAGAUGUUAAUUUUUUUCUUAUUAGCAUCUAAAUAAUUUCGUCUUUGGCCAACUUUUUGUAUGCCUUUUUUCCUCAGAAGAGAUGUGACAUUUAAAAUUUAAUGUUAUUGGAGACAGUUUAAGGGGAAUAAAUUUCCAGAAAUUUUCAAAUUUUGAGGUCUUCUCAUUGGAUGAAAAAAGGAGGACAGAGACUAAUAUCUAUUAUAUUUCCCUUGUUUUUAGAACAUUUUAAGUGUUUAGAAAAUAUAAGUUAGUCCUGCAUUGAAAGGUUAUGUAGCGGUUGAAAAAGAUUAAUUUAUUAAAAGCUUUUAUGUUUGCUGCAUAUCUUAUAUGUCGUGUAUAAUUGUUUUCAAAUUUUUAAGCAGCUUAAAAUUUCAACAAGGUUUAAUAGUAAAAAUACCCGGCAUAUCCUGCUUGAAUUUAUUUUUUGUUGAAAAAAAAGGAGUAGCCAUGGCUGUGAUGAAUUAUUUUUAUAAUUUAAUGAUUUCUGAAUACAUAAAAGUUCAUGGAAAUUUGUUAGUUUACAUCACUUUUGGAAUUGUAUGUAAUUGUCACGGGCUUAACAGGUUGUACUGAUAAAGACACAAUGUGGAGUUUGUGUCCAGUCCAUAACUUUUGCAUGCAAGAUGGGAUUUCUGAACAAAUAAUACACAUGUCAUGAUCACCAUAUUAAGGUCAAGGUCUCAAAUUAAGGUCAAUGUCUUGGUAGUCAAAUUGUGUAUGACUUGUAACUUACAAUUAGCCAGUCGAAAUAUUUCACCUUUGUUUUCAUUUCGUCAGUUGACAUGCAAAACAUACUUGCUCACCUUCAAGGUCAUGGUCAUACUUGGAAAUCAAAGGUCAAAACAUGUCAGGCCUAUAAAUAAAUUGUUACUUGAUAGAAUGUACUUAUUUCUUAUUUCUAGUGUAUAUUGUUUGUUUUUUCAAUUAAGGCAAUGCUACAGUUAAUACUUGUCAAUAUCGAACUGUAUGUUAUUGAUAUAUGUGAAUUUGAUAGUAAAUGGUCAAGCAUUGUUAUUUACCUGUACCAAUAUGCAUAUAUUAGCAUAAUGAAUAAAUGCAUUAACAUAAUUA
Molecule: messenger RNA, 8384 nt
Organism: Ruditapes philippinarum (Manila clam)
Lineage: Eukaryota; Metazoa; Mollusca; Bivalvia; Venerida; Veneridae
Product: formin-J-like
Exons: 1
Coding region: 1202-4840 (1212 amino acids)
Source: RefSeq, a predicted model, not a curated record